Messenger RNA from Didymodactylos carnosus, 2456 nucleotides. The record is from the annotation of a GenBank genome assembly. Lineage: Eukaryota; Metazoa; Rotifera; Eurotatoria; Philodinida; Philodinidae.
GUCAGUGGCGAAAAUCUCAUUUGCGGAUCAAAAUAUGCAACUUUGUAUGCUCUUUCCAGCUAGCAGUAUGAGAACGCUUGAUACUAUUAGAUAAAGUCAAAUUUCGCUACUCAGACACCUCUAAAAAUGCUUCAAUUCAGAACUUAUGACCGCGAAAAAAACCAUGUUCGGAAUAAUUUUUCCAUGGGGCGACAGGGGUCUUUACAUACCUUUAGUAGGACUAUCGAUUGCAAAUAGUCAGACCCUCCCGGCUUUAAGUCGUGUGUAAAGUGGGCGGACCUGUGCGGAAGUAUCCAUUUGUAAACUCUCUGCUACUAAGACUUCUCGUUCUUGUUCAAAGUUUGUUUGAAUGCUUCAUGCUAAUCAGUAAGCAAACUUUAUCCGACGAGGAAAAACUGAUCGGUGAACAAGACAAAAUCAAUAGAAGAGAAAGUAACGAACGUGCAACCACCACAUCUUCGUCAAGUCGAUUAAUGGCUCACUUCGAUCCCUACGAAAACACAUGUUCUCAAUCAAAAGAUAGAAGUCAUAACGGUGAAUGAACAAUAAUACUUCACUACUUCUUAUCUCAUUUGAACUGUUUGCUUAUUGCAUGAUUGUGUCUAACUAGAUUCUGCCAUUAUGAUGAAGCAUUACUAUAUUUGUUUCUUUUCAACACUUCGUUUUUUAUAAAAUGCUGCGUCAACUUCUUAUAUCGUGUUAGCUACAUAUUUAAUCAUAUUUACAGUUUACAACGAUAUGUAGUUUAUACCUAUUUCCAGAGUGCUUUUGCCUUUUACUUUCGAGAUGUAAACUUUAUAGCUUAUUCCUAAGUUUACUCACUCUAACUGGUUCAAGCACAUGCACUCUGACUCGAGUUACAUAAUGCUAUAGUCUUAGAAUGGGCAUCAUCUCCAACGGACAGCCAGUUUACAAAUAAAUUGAAAACAUUGAAAAAUUAGUGGUGAUAUUCGUUUUUUCAGGAUGGUAUUUUAAAAAAUACCUCGUGGUAUGCCGGCGGUAUUCUGUCGUGAUUUGAGGUUCGGAAUUAUUCGACUUUUAUUGGUAAAGCUUAAUACGAGAUGUAAUUAAGUUUUGUUAGAAAUAUCUACGUUCAAAUCCUGUGUUCUCGUAAUUUCAGCUAUUAUAAUGUCACUGACUUAUUUAAUGUUCUUUUCAACGUACGUUUCGAACUAUCUGAGAACUCAUCAUUAAUACUAUGAAAAUUACAGUGAACAUAGAAUCAUUUUUCCAUGCACAUACACAUGAUACAAAAACAGAUUAAUAUACACACAUAAUAAAUAACAUAACCGCUUUACUUCAUGUCCCUUGUGUACUGCGUGGAUGUAGCAGAGCUUCUUAUGGACUGAAAAUUCUGAGUCUAGUCCAAUCCGAGUCCAUGAAAAAUAGUUUUUUUCAGUCCAUGGACUCUGAACAAGCAGUCUAGCCCAGUCUACAAUACAAAAACAACAUGUUUUUUCUUAAUUCAACUUUUUCCAUGGAUUCAAGUGAAUCCAAAUUUUUUUUUCAAGUUCAGACCAGUCGGUGGUCUUGAACGUUUGAGUCCAGUCCAGUCUGAUUCCAUGAACUGAAAACGUUUCCAGUGCAAUCCAUCCGUAGCUCUAGUAUGUAGUAUAUUAAUCAGUUUCUGUAUCGUGUAGAUGUGCAUGGAAAAAUUAUUCAGCGUUCAUUGUAAUUUUUAUAGUGUUAAUGAUGAGUUUCCAGAUAUUUCAAAACAUUCAAUGAAAAGAAAGAAAAUUAAAUAAAUCAAUGACAUUAAAAUAACUGAAAUUACGAGAGCACAGGAUCUAAAACUAGAUAUUUCUAGACAAACUCGAACACAUCUCGUAUCGAGCUUUAUCAAUAAAAGUUAAAUAGUAUUCUGCUUAAAAUCAUGUAUCGUAUAGUUUAUCGUAUAAUUUUGAUCAAUUCUCUUUUUGACCAUACGAUGAGUUAUUAUUAUAUUACAAAUAAUUCUAAUAAAAUUUUUACUUUUUCUAGGUGAUGAAACGCUGUUAUCCCUUCUAUGGUUGAAUAGUGAUUUAAAUACAAAGGAAGUUGGAAAUAGACUACAACAAGAGCUUGAGUUACCGAUACAAUUUUUUAAUGAAGACAAUGUUUGUUCAGAGUAUAUUCAUUCAAACAACACCAGAGACAUUUUGUUAAUCUUAUCAGGUGACAAUAUUCGAAAUUUUAUUUCAAUCGUGUAUACAUUGCCACGAUUACAUUCAAUCUAUAUAUACUGUUCAGAUGACAAUUUGCAAUUUUUAAAAUCAUGGUCUGAGUCUUACAACAAAGUGCAAGGUGUAUUCAGUACAGAAGAGCGUUUGUUAUUUAAAUUAGCCAUUGAUGUAUCAUUGUAUCGGACUGAAAAAGGUGAUGAUCAUUAUCGAACUGGUAACACUCAAUUAGCUGAUAAAAACUAUCAAAGUUCGCAAAAUCUUUAUGUAAAAAUGAUUAAAUAUUUGAAUACAUGA